This is a messenger RNA of Cylicocyclus nassatus, 1161 nucleotides long. The record is from the annotation of a GenBank genome assembly. NCBI's taxonomy places the organism in Eukaryota, Metazoa, Nematoda, Chromadorea, Rhabditida, Strongylidae.
UUUGGCAACAUACUUGUUCUAUGCGAUUCACCUACUUGUCAUGGGUGCUGAGAUCACACAUCUAGAAUACACACCUGAGCCAGACUUGCAUAGAUCGCAUGGUCGUGAAUCACAAGCACAAGGCAACAGAGGUGCCAAUGUCGAGCACCAUUACGUCCACAACAGCAAUGAACACUGCUCCUUGAGGAGGAUGAACAACACGCAGAGCCGUCCCAGUGGUGGACGGAGCCCUCCUCGACAACAACAACAACAGCCGAAGUACUACAAUAUCGAAGAUAUAGUAAACUCUGAUAUGGAUACAAUGGUGGACGUUACGGACAAGGAAUCAAGCUUGAUAAAUUCACCGAGUGUUGGACGAAAAAUUGCUGUUGUGAGACAUGCCGAAUCCAUGAAUGAGGCCUUUCCGCAAUGGCAUUCAUCUUGCGUUAAUCAGGACCAUUACACAGCAAAAGAUUUGAAUCAUCCCAUAAAACUGCCACAUAGAUCGAAGGGUUUGAUGAUUUAUGAUAUCGAUCCACCUCUAACACAGCUAGCCACUUCUGCAUCAAAUAUCGUUGCGAAAGCCUUGUUCAACACGUCAAUAAAAUGGGAUCGAGUCAUUUCUGCACCGGAACUAGCUUCUGUUCAAACUGCUGCAGCUAUAGCCCUUGUAACUACAGGAGAUAAGGCAUUCAUCACUAUCGAUGAAACUUUAUAUGACUUUAGACACGGCAAAAUUGAUUUUGUGACACCAAUGGAACUCAUGAAAUUCGAUAUUACUGUGAAAGUAUGCAACCCACCAAGAAGUAAAGAAGACUGUGAACGUAAAAGUAGCGCCACAAGAGUGCUAGGGGAGUUCGAGAGGAUGGAGCAUCAGUAUCUGGGAAAUCUGAUCAUUGUUGUUGGUCCGGCCACAUUUGAUGCAGUGUUGCAACGGCUGAUUGGUAAUGAAAAAACAAAAAUGAAAAAAAGGCCCGUUAUAUCGCCUUUGACUUGCGUUAUAUUGGAAAAGGGAGCUGAGUCUUGGAAGCUGCACAACAAGCAGAUACUACCGAUCACAACUUCCAAAACAAUAAUUCCAUUUGAUCCGGCAUCUUUUUACUCAAAAUAGACAUUUACAAUGUCACCAUUAAUUCAACUGCAAAUGUAAAAGCUAUUGAAUACUCGUGAUAAAAUCGCGUG